Molecule: messenger RNA, 2948 nt
Organism: Boleophthalmus pectinirostris (great blue-spotted mudskipper)
Lineage: Eukaryota; Metazoa; Chordata; Actinopteri; Gobiiformes; Gobiidae
Product: semaphorin-6B-like
Exons: 16
Coding region: 1-2721 (906 amino acids)
Biological process (GO): axon guidance; semaphorin-plexin signaling pathway; negative chemotaxis
Molecular function (GO): chemorepellent activity; semaphorin receptor binding
Source: RefSeq, a predicted model, not a curated record
AUGUGUCCUGCUGCCAUGGCGACCGUGACUCCUCCCCUCACGUUUCUUCUUCUGCUACUUCAAAUGGCUGACGGCUCAUUCCCAGAGGAACCCAGUCCGCUCAGCUACGUCCCUGUGGAGGUGGUGAGGAGGUACCCUGUGUUUCUGGGCAGGGCUCACCGUUCGGCUCAGAGGCAGGAGCUGCACAUCCAAACCAUUCUCCAAGUCAACCGCACGCUCUACAUAGGAGCCAGAGAUGACUUGUACAGAGUUGAGCUGGACAACAUGGCUGGGGAGGAAAUGUUCUACAGCAAAAAGCGGACGUGGGAAUCCAAUAAAAAUGACAUUCGAGUGUGCCGUAUGAAGGGCAAACAUGAGGGCGAGUGCCGCAAUUUCAUCAAGGUUUUGCUCAGCCAGCCAGACGGCCUGUUUGUGUGUGGAACAAAUGCCUUCAAUCCUCUUUGUGCAAAUUACACUAGAGACACUUUGGAAAUGGUGGGUGAGCCUGUGAGUGGCAUGGCACGCUGCCCGUAUGAUCCGAGACACGCUAACGUGGCUCUAUUUGCAGAUGGAAGUCUCUUUACCGGCACCGUGACAGACUUCUUAGCCAUUGAUGCUGUGAUCUAUCGCAGCCUUGGUGACAGUCCUGCCCUACGCACCGUCAAACAUGACUCCAAAUGGUUCCGAGAGCCAUACUUUGUGAGUGCCAUGGAGUAUGGGCCACAUAUUUACUUCUUCUUCAGAGAGAUGGCCAUGGAGUUUCAUCAUCUGGAAAAGGUGAUGGUGUCCCGCGUGGCCCGUGUAUGUAAGUCUGACCUAGGAGGCUCUCAGCGCGUCCUAGAGAAACAGUGGACCACGUUCCUGAAGGCUCGGCUUAACUGCUCUGUGCCCGGAGACUCACACUUCUACUUCAACCUGCUGCACGCUACCAGCAGCAUCAUUCACAUGCAGGGCCGAGAUGUGAUCCUGGGCCUAUUCUCCACACCUCCCAACAGCAUCCCUGGCUCCGCUGUGUGUGUGUUCGACAUGCAGCAGCUGGCACAUGUCUUUGAGGGACGCUUUAAGGAGCAGAAAUCCCCUGAGUCAAUUUGGACUCCUGUACCAGAUGAGGCCGUGCCUAAACCCAGACCAGGAGGAUGUGCAGUGCAGGGAUCAAGAUUCAGCACCUCCACAACACUGCCGGAUGAGGUGCUAAACUUUGUGAAGACACACCCUCUGAUGGAUGAAACUGUUCCACUUCUCGGACACAGGCCAUGGGUGGUCAAGACAAUGGGGAGGUACCAGCUGACAGCAAUGGUUGUGGACACAGAAGCAGGUCCACACAAGAACAGAACUGUGCUAUUUUUGGGCUCAACCCGAGGAACCAUCUUGAAGUUUUUAAUGAUUCCCAAUGGAGAUUUAGUCUCCCACAACAGCGUGUUUCUGGAGGAGGUAGAGGGAUUCAACCCUGACAAGUGUGGGGAGGACUCUCCUCAGGCUCGACAGCUCCUGUCUCUGACUCUAGACAGAACCAGCCACACUCUGCUGUUGGCCUUUCCCUCGUGUCUGGUCCGAGUGCCCACGUCUCGCUGCCAUCUUCACUCACGCUGCAUGAGAAGUUGCCUGGCCUCAAGGGAUCCAUAUUGUGGCUGGACCAGAGGCAGCACCUGCUCCUUUCUAAGACCAGGCACAAGGCUCCCAUUUCAACAAGACGUGGAGUAUGGGAACACCACCUCCCAUCUGGGAGACUGUGAUGGUAUCUUGCAGCAGAGUUUGCUGAUUGAACCAGAGAGCCUGGUCUCCCUGAACCUCUUGGUGGCAUCUGCAGUGUCAGCGUUCACCAUCGGGGCAGCCCUCUCUGGCCUGGCAGUCUGCUGGAUCAUGGCUCACAAACCAUCCAACCGAAGACAUCAUACCGGGUCUCAGUCCAGUUUACAGCGGCGCGACAGAGGCUUGAUAAACAGUGCUAUGGGUGGCUCAGUUCUGAGUGUCACGCGCCAAGCUGGAGGUGAACGCCAGUGCUCUCAGGGCGGAGAGACCCUCUUCGUCAUGCCCAAUGGGUGGGUCAAAUCUGGGGAGCUCGACCCAGGAUUCCUGCCCACACCAGAACACACUCCCCAACAGAAGCGACGUGGACUUCGACUGUCCGACUCCAACUCUGGAGGCUGGGACACAAGCCAGACAUACCUGGGAGGGGGCUCGGUGGGCUUAGGCUCGCCCUGUCGUAUGCCCCCUUCUGUGUACCUGACCACCAGACUGUUCCCACAGGGUGGUGUGGGGCGCCACAGCAGCGAGGGCAGAGGGAACGACACUCCACGCCAGCACUAUGUCUGCCUUAGUAAGCAGGAGAAGUCACUGAAAGGGACACCCAAAGCCCCCCUCAGGAAGUCUGCAGGUGAAUAUGUAUAUCCUAUGACACCACAGGACUCCCCUGAGCGCCGCAGAGUGGUAUCAGCACCCAGUGCGCCCAGUGCCCCAACUGCCCCCAGUGCACCCAGCCCAAUGGAGUAUAGCGAGCCUCUGCCUGUUCGCUGGCCACAGGAGGGAUAUAUCUUGAGCAGUCACGGCAUGGUUCCUGUUCCUCUACCACCCCCCACAAUGCCAGCCCCCAGCAGCCAGGCCUAUGUGUCCCAGCAGCAUACUCCUGCCCUGAGCAGAGCGCUCAUACGGGGGGCGCUAGAGCGGGGCGAGCUGACCGACUUUAUGGACUUGAGCCAUUUGAUGAAGAAGAGCUGUAAUGACAGGACUCAGAAUGGACAGUGACUUAAGAGGGACCAGUGCAGUGUCUCUGACCCCCUCCUUUUGUUUAUGUCAUUGCCAUUCAGCCCCUGGCCUCUUGUAUCGCUCCGUGACUGUGACUGGCUCUCAGCUCUGCCACUCAUAUCCAGGCUCACACUAAUUGGUCAGAUGGGCUGAGGUUGUUGCUGUGUCUGCAUUGCAGAGCUGCUACUCUCCCUGGCUCCAGCAGCACAGGAGAGGAGAGAGGGGUG